CAAGGGAAAUAUGGCUUUAGCGCGGCCACCCCAGCUGGUGUCACUAGCAAUUCGGUUGCUUCUGGAACCGCGACGGAACAUAGCGGGGCGCGGUUCCGACGAGCCCUUGCCAGUGGUGCUCAUUCCGCGGGCUCUGCAGCGACGGCAGCAGCAGCGCAGUCGUGGGAGUUUCCCACGGCCGGUGCUGGUGAGACCUGGUCCACUGCUGGUCUCGGCACGGCGGCCGGAGUUGAACCAGCCCGCGCGCCUCACGCUGGGUCGCUGGGAGUGCGCGCCACUGGCUUCGCGUGGCUGGAAGGAUCGGCGAUCGCGUAAGGAUCAUUUUUCCAUAGAGCGAGUGCAGCAAGAGGCGCCCGCCCUGACGAACCUCUCCUCCAGUGGCAGCUUCGUGGACUUGGGUCUGGAACCCCGAGUGCUCUCCGCGCUUCAGGAGGCUUCGCCCGAAGUCGUUCGGCCAACCUCAGUGCAAUCGAAAACCAUCCCCCCACUGCUUCGCGGCCGCCACAUCCUUUGUGCUGCCGAAACCGGUAGUGGCAAGACUCUCAGCUACCUACUGCCCCUGUUUCAGCGUCUCCUGAGCCGGCCAGACCUGGAUUCCCGCAGUUCCUCAGCUCCCCGGGGCUUGGUUCUGGUACCUUCCCGAGAAUUAGCCGAACAGGUGCAGGCUGUGGCCCAGUCGUUGGGUAGGUACUUGGGCUUGCAGGUGAUAGAGCUUGGAGGAGGCCACGGCAUGGGCAAGCUCAAACUGCAGCUGGGUAGACAACCGUCAGCAGAUGUGCUUGUGGCCACUCCAGGAGCUCUGUGGAAGGCCCUGAAAAGUCAACUGAUCAGCUUACAGCUUCUUUCCUUCAUAGUGUUGGAUGAAGCAGACACUUUGCUGGAUGAAAGCUUCCUGGAACUUGUGGACUACAUCUUGGGAAAGAGCCCUAUAGCAGAAAGUCCAGCUGAGUUAGAAGACCCCUUUAAUCCCAAAGCUCAGUUAGUGAUGGUUGGAGCCACGUUUCCAGAAGGUGUAAACCAACUGCUGAGUAAAGUCACCAGCCCAGACUAUCUCACCACCAUCACCAGCCCCAAGCUCCACUGCAUUAUGCCUCAUAUCAGACAGACAUUUAUGAGACUAAAGGGAGCAGAGAAGGUGACAGAACUGGUUCAGAUCCUCAAACAGCGUGACAGGGCCAAUAAGACAAAACCCCCGGGAACUGUCCUAGUGUUCUGCAACAGCUCCAGCACUGUGAACUGGCUGGGAUAUAUUCUGGAUGACCAUAAAAUCCAACAUCUAAGGCUGCAAGGGCAAAUGCCAGCCUCAAUGAGAACAGGUAUCUUCCAGAGUUUCCAAAAAGGCUCCCAAGACAUACUUGUCUGCACAGACAUAGCCUCACGAGGUCUAGAUAGCAUCCAUGUGGAACUGGUUGUCAAUUAUGAUUUUCCCCCUACUCUGCAAGAUUACAUCCAUAGAGCAGGAAGGGUGGGUCGUGUGGGCAGUGAAGUACCAGGGGCCAUUAUCAGUUUUGUGACCCAUCCCUGGGAUGUGAGCCUGGUUCAGAAAAUUGAGCUGGCAGCUCGUAGGAGAAGAAGCCUUCCAGGACUAGCAUCUUCAGUGAAAGACCCUUUGCCUCAACAAGCCUAAUCUUUGGCUGGCUGGAAUGUGAUGCUAGAACAGGAAUCUCCCUGGGGCAACAGUGGGUGACAUUGGAUCACUACACUGCCCUUUGCCUCUCUGAAAACAUGAACUGUCUGGAGAUUUGAAAAGCUACUGGCCAGAACUGGAGAAUAACAUAUUAAAACAAUAAUAA
Phodopus roborovskii (desert hamster) is the source of this 1793-nucleotide messenger RNA. RefSeq names its product DEAD-box helicase 28 (gene Ddx28). Gene Ontology annotation, molecular function: RNA helicase activity; nucleic acid binding; ATP binding. The transcript has a single exon. Bases 11 to 1627 code for a protein of 538 amino acids. NCBI's taxonomy places the organism in Eukaryota, Metazoa, Chordata, Mammalia, Rodentia, Cricetidae. Gene Ontology annotation, biological process: mitochondrial large ribosomal subunit assembly. The record is from RefSeq and is a predicted model, not a curated record. Gene Ontology annotation, cellular component: mitochondrion.